Aspergillus versicolor CBS 583.65 is the source of this 1887-nucleotide messenger RNA. RefSeq lists its product as uncharacterized. The transcript is spliced from 4 exons. The record is from RefSeq and is a predicted model, not a curated record. Bases 63 to 1736 code for a protein of 557 amino acids. Lineage: Eukaryota; Fungi; Ascomycota; Eurotiomycetes; Eurotiales; Aspergillaceae. Gene Ontology annotation, molecular function: proline dehydrogenase activity; FAD binding. Gene Ontology annotation, cellular component: mitochondrion.
UUCAGCUUCCCGGAUUUUUUUCCUCGAGUGUGAAUGAAGCGAGUGUGGCAGAGCGAGCAAACAUGAUGUCUUCAAUGCUGGUCAGGCGCCAGCUCCUCCAGGGCAGGGCGUUGCGCCGCUGGGCCCUACAAUCUCGUUACAGAUUUCAUUCCGGUUCGAACGCAAAGGUGAGAGAGCCCCCAUUGAAGGGAUGGAACAGCAGCAAAGCCAGCAAUAAGGUACUCGCCUAUGGUGCUGGUGGUACUGUGCUGGCUGCAUCGUUUGCGCUCCUUUUCACAGGCCGGAAGGGUUCAGAUAUCGAGGACGAUGCACGCGAUAGACGCGCCCUUUCAGGUGUUCCACUGACAAAGUUAAUCUCAGGAUGGGUCGCAUUCGCAUUCUGCUCCUCCCCGACAUGGGUAGACAUGAGCGAGUCUCUAUACAGCGGUAUCUCCAAAAUCCCAAUACUUUCCUCCAUCGCGCACGCCUUCAUCAUGCGCACGUUCUUCAACCAGUUCCUAGGGGGCGAGACCACUCCGGAGUGUAUCCCGAAGAUAGAGGCCCUGCGCCAGGAGGAGAUCGGCACGUUGCUCGGGUAUAAUAUCGAGGCUGAACUGGAUGGUUCGAGUAAAGAUACCCAGCUUAUUCGUGACCAGACAGAGCAUGUCCUAUCCUCCAUUGAAACUCAAGGGCAGCUGGCCCGGAAGUUCUGGCCGGAGAGUAAAACGGCUGGUACUGGGGGCGACAAUCGCUGCUGGGUGCGUAUCAAGGUUACGGGUCUUCUUCCGAACCCCGUUGCGCUUUAUCACGGCUCUAAUGCUAUCCUCGACGCAAGAGAGAAGCGGGGCUUGGAUAGUGAUGUGCCAUAUCCUGGAUUGCCUCAUGAUGGAGACUGGGAAGCAGCGUUGACUGGGGUCCAUGAUAAAGAUCGCGAGGAGCUCAACCACCUCCGCGAAAUCUUGGAGAAGAUCGCCACCAAGGCACGCCAGAAUAACGUGCGGAUUGUCAUCGAUGCCGAACAGUCAUGGUAUCAGCCGGUGAUUGAUAGUCUUACGGACGAGCUGAUGCAAAAAUACAAUUCCUUGGACGGGCCGGCAACUUGUAUUGCGUCGUUCCAGGCUUACCUUCGUCGCUAUCCGCAACUCCUUGAUCAGCAGAUUAAGCGGGCUGACGAGAAAGGAUACAAGCUGCUCUUCAAGCAGGUCCGGGGAGCGUAUAUGAUCACCGAAGCUGCGAGGUGGAAGAGAGAGGGCAGGACGGGGCCAGGACCGGUAUGGUCUACUAUCGAGGAGACCCACGCCAGCUAUAACUAUGGGAUUCAGAGGGCUAUUUCUGCCAUAGCGGAGCAGGUGAAAAGGGAUGGGAAGUCAAGGAUCAGCAUGGUACUGGCCACGCAUAACGCCCCGAGUACGGAGCUGGCGAUUAGGAUGCUCGAACAGCAUGGUCUGGCAAGGCAUGCGGGCGAUGGGGAAAGGCUUGUUCUGUCAAGUGAAGCCGCUGGGAGUCUGGCAUUCGCUCAGUUAUAUGGGAUGAAGGACGACCUGACCAACCGAGUCACUGGGACUGUGACUGCAGAAGGGGGAUUUCCACUGGUAGUCAAGUCCAUGAGCUACGGUGAGCUAAAGGAAUGUCUGCCCUUCCUUGCACGGCGUGCCACCGAGAACAAGGCUGUUCUGGAAGGACGAGGAGGUGCUGCGGCAGAGAGAGUGCGACUGGGACGAGAGAUUCGACGGCGCCUAAUUCCGUUUAGCUCUUAGUUUAGACAAUAUUGACUCCGUUCCUGUACCAUCUCCACUUGCUGACUCGGCCCGGGCGUGAUAUCGCAGUAGUAGACCGGAUAUGCCUCCAUGUCGGACCGAGACAGUGUGGCUUAGAGAGCCAGGGAUAAGUAGCAAGCUCUCAUCCAGC